Molecule: messenger RNA, 2641 nt
Organism: Dermacentor albipictus
Lineage: Eukaryota; Metazoa; Arthropoda; Arachnida; Ixodida; Ixodidae
Gene: Surf4
Product: Surfeit locus protein 4
Biological process (GO): Golgi organization
Cellular component (GO): endoplasmic reticulum; endoplasmic reticulum-Golgi intermediate compartment; membrane
Source: RefSeq, a predicted model, not a curated record
AAGCAAGUCCAUAAAUACGUCAUAACCGGCCUGUUUUGGACAUCGCUUAUGCUGCGUUGGCGGCUCUCUUUGCGCUUCGCCUGUGUGCAGAUAGGAUGGCGCAUGUUCCAGCAGCGCAGCAAGUCAUGAACGCCGCCGAAGACGUCGCGGAUCAGGUGUUGAGGCGGGGCAAGCACGUGCUGCCACACCUGGGUCGGUUUUGCCUGGUGAGCACCUUCCUGGAAGAUGGUUGUCGCAUGUGGUACCAGUGGGGGGACCAGCGGGACUACAUGAACCACUCGUGGGGCUGUGGUUGGUUUCUGGCCUCCCUGUUUGUGCUGGUCAACCUGGUCGGCCAGCUGGGGGGUUCCAUUGCUGUGCUGGCGCGCUUCCACGUCGUGCCAUCAUGCGGCCUCCUCUUCUUCAUCGUCGUGCUGCAGACAUUUGCCUACAACAUACUGUGGGAUGUGGGCUUCCUGCUAAGGAGCAUGUCACUGGUUGGGGCGUUGCUCCUGCUGGUUGCUGAGAGCCGGGUGGAGGCUAAGAGCUUGUUUGCAGGCGUGCCUUCCCUGGGCGAGAACAAGCCCAAAUCAUACAUGCAGCUGACUGGCCGCAUCUUGCUCGUCUUCAUGUUCGUCACGAUGCUGCGCCUCGAGCUCUCUGUCCUCCAGAUGCUACAGAACCUGGUGGCCACUGCCCUGAUGGUCCUUGUCACCGUGGGCUACAAGACCAAGCUGUGCGCCCUGGUGUUGGUGCUGUGGCUAACAGCAAUGAACGUGUGGGUCAAUGCAUGGUGGUCGGUCCCUUCGUAUCGGCCUAUGCGUGACUUCCUCAAGUAUGAUUUCUUCCAGACCAUGUCGGUCAUUGGUGGACUACUCAUGGUUGUCUCGCUGGGGCCCGGUGGUGUGUCCCUCGACGAGCACAAGAAGCACUGGUAGAGCCACUUGCAACUGGCCCACCUACACAAACUGUGCUGCAUAUUUAUUUUGUGCGUCUGCACUGGUGAUUUGUAGGGUUGGGUGUAUUAUUACUGUACGGGUUGCAACACAUUAAUUGCGUAAUUGAUUUAUUUCAAAUGAAAGUAGGACAAACUGGUACUGUAUGCUUUGAAAUAGAUUGAGUGAACUGGCUAUUAAACAAUUUCUCAACACAGUUGUUGCAUACUUUGUGGUACAAAGUUUAUUUGCAAAUAAAGCUGGAAUGAGUAUCUCAGCAGCCAUGCUUUGAAGGAUUUCACUGUACCGGUCUGUUUAUUCACGGGCCCUUGAGCAAAUUCUUCGGGUUGGUGAACAACACCAGCACAUUUUUUGCAUAUUUUGUUGCCCUUGCAGGGAAAUAACGGUGACGAGCUGCGUUUUCUUCUUAGGUACUUCGAGAGAAACCUUGUGUGUGUUGGGUAGGUUAAGAAAAGCUCAUGAUGUUGAAACCACCAAGAGGUGAUUAUGGCCAGAGCUGUCCAUGGUCUCUCACUAUUGUGUGGUGCAAUUGCAUUAUAACAGAACAGUUUCUUCGUAGGCAAAAGGUGCUUUAGAUGCUGAGGUUUGAUCUGCAACAUGAGUAAUUUUUUUCUGGCUCCAUUGUCAAAAACGGUAUAUUUCAACUUCUUGAAACCCAUCAAUGUGGACACCUCAGAUGAAGCCUGUUUCAUUGCAGGAUAAACACUUCUGUAAGACACUAACGAUUUUAUAUAAGCCUUACCUUUUUAAAUGCCGUGGAAUGCAAGUUGGCCUGUUCAGCAGGUGGAUUACCUGAAAUCGCAAGGGAAACUUAACUAAUUUAUAAUUCUUAUCUCUAGACAUGUGGCAAAGGAGUAAUGUCUGCUAAGCAGAAAUCCCAAGACUGGCACAAAAUGUCUUUAAAAUUUGCUGCAUUGUGUUUGCCUCUAGCCUAACCAACUGCAAUGAGACAGGAGCACCAUAGGGAAAUUUUACUUCUGAAACAUGAAUCAUGAAAAGCUAGCAAAGGGAUGUUUUUGAUACCAAUACUCUUAAAAACUGCCAGCGCAGAAUCUGAAAUGUUGGGAACCAGUACUCCUGAUGCAGUAAAAGCUACGUUCUAGGUGUCGUGUGCUAACGAGCAGGCUGCUUGUGCCAUCUAAUAAAGUUGCUACUUAAAGGCUGUGUAUUUCCAGCCCUGCAGUUUUAACAUAAUUGCUUUGAUAAUAGAUCUUUUCAGUUGUAACCAAUUUUGCCAAAGUGAAAUUUUAGCAGAUUUUGGGGAUGAAAGUGUUAUGGUUUCAGAAUUGCUGCUGUGCAGAGAUGAUUCAGUUUCAAUUGCAUUAUGAUUAGAAAAACUACAAGGACAUUGUUUUCUGGCGGAGGCAACUUUUUUCACCCUAUAAUGCCGAGUGUACUUUGAAAUUGCAGCACCAUUUUCAUUUUGAAACAGUUCUCCUUAGUAGACCAUUUUUGCUACAAAUGGUGUCGUCAAAAUGACCACAUUGUAAUUUUUUGUCGGCUGUAUGAUCUCUUUGACCUAUUUAUCUCUAAACUUGUACAAGUACUGCUGUGGGUACAGCCUAAUUAUUUUUUUGUCAUGCUUGCUGAUAUUCAUAAGCUUGUUUAAAAGAGAAGAUGUGAGGGGUGCAAGCAUUAUGUUGCAUGUGUACUAUGCAUCCCUAUAGCAUUGCAAUAAAAUUAAUGCAGGUGUGCUUUAUAAAGUA